AUGCUGCCCAACACCGUGACUGCCCUCGUUCUCAGCUUCAGUCUGGUCGCCGCUGGCCCCAUCGUCAAGCGCUCUGUCCUGACUGACCUGACGACGAUUGGCAACGACCUGACCACGCUCCAGAAGGACAUCACCGGCUGGGAUGGCUCUGUCCUGUCCGCCAUCCCGCUUCUCGGCGAUGUGACAAACGUCGAGAAUGCCAUCAAGACGGCCAUAAACGACACCGACGCAUCGGCUCCUUUUGGUGCCAGCGACAGCACCAGCGUGACCAAUGAAGUCCUCACCCUGGAGCCGCAGAUUACCACUACGCUGAACGAUCUUGUUCAGAAGGAACCCCAAGUCGCAGCCAUCGGCUACACCAGCCAGGUCCAGUCCAGCCUGACCACGCUGAAGAAUCUGACCGACCAACUUACCAGCGCGCUCGAGUCCAAGGCUACUUCGUCGGACGCGAGCACCAUUGCCAAUGCCACGACUUCGAUUGAUGCGGCGUUUUCCAGUGCGAUUGCUGCGUUUUAA
Rasamsonia emersonii CBS 393.64 is the source of this 516-nucleotide messenger RNA. RefSeq lists its product as uncharacterized. Gene Ontology annotation, cellular component: extracellular region. Lineage: Eukaryota; Fungi; Ascomycota; Eurotiomycetes; Eurotiales; Trichocomaceae. Bases 1 to 516 code for a protein of 171 amino acids. The transcript has 2 exons. The record is from RefSeq and is a predicted model, not a curated record.